AUGGUGGUGCUGCAGGUGGUCGGGAUGGCCGCCGGGAAGAAUGAACGGGAUCUGUACAAGGACGAGGAAAGCAAUUGGAGGAAGGUGCUUAAAUGGUGCAAGAAGAGUCAGAUCUCCAAGGACAAAGAGUCCCUGACCCUCAAGACGCAGGAGCGGCUGGAGGAGCCGGACAAGGCCAAGGAGACGGACAAGGCCAAGGAGACGGACAAGGCCAAGGAGACCGAAGCGGAAAACUCGCCAGUCUCAGUCGAAGCCGUCCUCCGCUCCGUCCUGUCCACAGGGCUGCUGUCCCAAAGCCUGGAGUUCAGCUCUCCCGCUGACAACUACACGGUGUGCGAAGGUGACAACGCCACCCUCAGGUAUGGGGACUCAGAAGGUCUCCCACGUCGGCAGAGAGGCCGUGAGAGGCACAGAUUCUGGGCCUCNNNNGACCGCUGGACCAGCGACCCGCGGGUGCGGCUGCUCAUCAACACGCCCGAGGAGUUCUCCAUCCUCAUCACCCAGGUGGGGCUGGGCGACGAGGGCCUCUACACCUGCUCCUUCCAGACCCGCCACCAGCCCUACACCACUCAGGUCUACCUCAUCGUGCACGUCCCUGCCCGCAUCGUGAACAUCUCCGCGCCUGUAACAGUGAAUGAGGGGGGUAAUGUGAACCUGCUUUGUCUGGCUGUGGGGCGGCCGGAGCCCACCGUCACCUGGAGGCAGCUCCGAGACGGCUUCACCUCCGAGGGCGAGAUCCUCGAGAUUUCCGACAUCCAGCGGGGCCAAGCUGGGGAAUACGAGUGCGUGACUCACAACGGGGUCAACUCGGCGCCGGACAGCCGCCGCGUGCUGGUCACAGUCAACUAUCCUCCGACCAUCACCGACGUGACCAGCGCGCGCACCGCCCUGGGGCGGGCCGCCCUCCUGCGCUGCGAGGCCAUGGCGGUGCCCCCCGCGGACUUCCAGUGGUACAAGGAUGACAGACUGGGGCGGGGUCCGGGCGGACUGCGGCGACUCCGGGACCUCCCUGAGACUCACCGGGAGCUUAGGAAAGAUGGGAAGGAGGAGGAUGCCGAGGCUUUAGGAACUGCGGCGAGAAAACGCCCAGGAUCCCUGGAGAACUCGGCGCCGAGGCCCCCAGGGCCCCUGACCCUCCUCUCCGCCCUGGGCUGGCUGUGGUGGAGGAUGUAGAGAGAGCCCAGCGCAGCUCGCCUCCCCCUGCGGGGGCCUGAGGCCGAGAGUGAGCGAAAAGGGGGGGAAGCAAACGGCGUGGGUCUCCAAGGGGUGGAAGAGCUCUCGGCCCCCGAGGAAGAAGAGGAGGAGGAGGAGGAGGAGGAGGAGGAGGAAAGAUCUUUAGAGAACCCAUCACUGUGAGGGAUAAAGCAAAAUUAUGCAUCUUUCUACAGCCAUUCUCGCCACCGUUCACUUUUCCGAUCGUGACCCCUCCACACACACCCCACACCCCUCUCUUAGCUCAGGCUGUCAACUGAA
Molecule: messenger RNA, 1473 nt
Organism: Pteropus alecto (black flying fox)
Lineage: Eukaryota; Metazoa; Chordata; Mammalia; Chiroptera; Pteropodidae
Gene: IGLON5
Product: IgLON family member 5
Exons: 9
Coding region: 1-1173 (390 amino acids)
Cellular component (GO): neuron projection
Source: RefSeq, a predicted model, not a curated record